Messenger RNA from Trypanosoma brucei brucei TREU927, 759 nucleotides. RefSeq names its product vacuolar type H+ ATPase subunit, putative. Gene Ontology annotation, cellular component: proton-transporting V-type ATPase, V0 domain. NCBI's taxonomy places the organism in Eukaryota, Euglenozoa, Kinetoplastea, Trypanosomatida, Trypanosomatidae. The coding region runs from base 1 to 759 and encodes 252 amino acids. Gene Ontology annotation, biological process: proton transmembrane transport. Gene Ontology annotation, molecular function: proton-transporting ATPase activity, rotational mechanism. The record is from RefSeq and is a predicted model, not a curated record. The transcript has a single exon.
AUGCUGCAAGAGGUUUUGCGUCUCCACCCCCUUUUUUCUGCGAGCGGCAGUUCGCGCAACCUUCAUCUUUAUCAUAUCUCUUCCCCUUUAUUGUCUCCACUGUUAUCUUUGUAUGCGCGAACAUUGCUCACUUUAGGUUGUGCGUCGUUUGCUGCACCUAUGAAAUACUCUUUUAUAGGUUUACUCUCCGUGAUAUGUGUCACCACUGUCUUUGCUACGGUCGGUGACGGCAAUACUACUCGGAAAGAGGCCUGUUUGGCCCGAAUGUACCCACAAAGCGCUGGCUUUUUCGGCUCUCUGGGUGUGGCUGUUGCUCUUAUCUUUGCUAAUCUGGGCUCUGCCUACGGUGCUGCAAAGUCAGGCGUCGGAUUAGCCCAACUAGGACUUCUGGCUCCCGAGAAGAUCAUGCGCGGCAUCGUUCCAGUUGUUAUGGCUGGCAUCCUCGGCAUCUAUGGUUUGAUCGUGGCAGUUAUAAUAAACAACAACAUCAAAACGGAGCUCUACUCCUAUUCUACCUUCUCUGCCAACCUGCAUUUGGGCGCGGGAAUGGCGGCGGGACUCGCCUCGCUUGCCGCAGGGCUUUCCAUCGGUGUGGUGGGUGACACAACCACCCGGGCUUAUGGCAAGCAGGAUCAGGUUUUCGUGGCCAUGGUGCUCAUGUUGAUCUUUUCCGAGGCCCUGGGCCUCUAUGGGCUUAUCAUUGCAUUGUUGAUGAAUAACCAAGCGAACAGGUACACGGGACUCUGUGACUCUUCAUGA